AUGGCUUCUAAUGAAGCAAUGGAAACCUCACAGGGCAUGGAGGAUGUCAUAUCUACGGCAAAACGGCCUAUUGACAUUGAAAGCAUAAAGCACAAGAAGUUCAAGACCGAUGACCUUCCCUUGUCUGCCGCGCAGCAUGCGGUCAUUGAUAAACUCCUACAUUCGUUCAAAAAGAAAGGUGGCUUUGACAGCGUUCGCAAACAAAUAUGGGCCGACUUCAAUGAUGGGCAACCCAGAACCGAUUUUACCGACAAGUUGAUCGCACUUGCUGAAUCAGAAAUCGACCGCGAGCCGGCACUACUCUCCCGUGAAAGGGGAAAAGCAGCGACACUGAUUGAGGGUGCUGUUGACCGUGGUGAUGUUUACAAAAGCGUGGAGGAAUCUAUCGACCAACUAGCAUCCAAACACCUGGAGUUCAUUCUUAAUUCCGUUCGUGACAUCAGACGUGAUGAAGUCGGCGAGGAAGUUGCCGCUCGUGAAUCUGAGCUAGGAAGCAAGACAGAUGCAGACUACGAAGUCUACGUCAAGGCUCAACGGGAGGAGCGGGAGAAAGUGUGGCGCGAAGAGGAGCGCAAACAAAAGGAAAUAGACGACGAAAGACAGCGGAUCAAGGACGAAGAACGCCGAAAAAAGCGCGAAUUAGAACGCCAAAAAGACGAAGAGGACCGAGCCAGAAGAAAAGAAAUCGACGAACAGAGGCGAGCUGAACGUGAGCGCCAACGUGAAGAGCAGAAAGCCCUUGAUGAGCAGCGAGAAAGAGAGCGAGACGAAAGAUACGAGAGACGAAGGCGAGAGGAUCGGGAUCGCUAUCGGGGCUGGGAUCGUGACCGCAGUCGAACUCGAGACCGUUUCCGCGACCGUUCUCCGGCCUAUCGCUCGGAUCGUGACUUAUCUCCUAGACCCCGAGACUCACGGCCCGAGAAGUCCAAUGAUCCGACACCCACUCCAAUUAUACCGGUGGAUGAGAAAUCACUCGAGGAGGCUGCCUUGCAAAUGCUCUUGAAAGAGGGCGAAGAACUUGCAGCGAAAGCUCGACAGAAGCCCGAGUUCGACUUCGAAGAGGCCGAAGCUAUUGAAAAUGGGCUGAAGCCCUCGGCAUUGGGACCACCCAAGAGCCUCAUUGAUUCAAAGUACUCUAACAACUCCACACGGGCGGCCAGCCCAUCCAGAAACUCCGAAGCAAGGCGCGGCUCAAUUGCAGACCGAGGUGAUCGGUCCCGACGCCUGACACGGGACCGAAGCCAUAGUCGCUCACGGCGCCGGCGCACAUCCAUCCUUGACAAAGACCGUCGCCGGGAUCGUUCUAGGGAGUCUGUGAGGUCCCGGGAUCGUGAUAUGGAUGCACGCCGUGGCUACCGCGAUUUCCGAGAUGAGCGAGGGGGUGAUCGAAGCUACAGACCAAGUCGUCGCAGUCGCAGUCGAUCUGCAGGCCGACUGCGAGACCGCGACCGUAGUGCUGGCCGAGACAGAAUCCGCGAUCGAUCGCGGUCAAAAGACCGGGAUAAUGACCGUCGCCGUGACCGCAGCCGGAUCCGAGACCGAGAACACGACAACUACCGUCCUCAACGCGCUCGGGCUUCUCGAUCACCACAACCGGAGCAAGUCACCGCGCCGCCGGUCCAACUCGCCGAAGAAGUCCUAGUCUACGAAGAAGCCGCAGUCGUCGCAGAACCCCUAGCCGGCGCAGAAGCCGAAGUCGACGCAGAAGUCCAAGCCGUCGUCGCAGUCGCAGUCGCAGAAGGAACAGGAGCUGAUGACAUGGAGCACGCCACGAUGGAUCAAUGA
Penicillium soppii is the source of this 1785-nucleotide messenger RNA. Its product is annotated as BOD1/SHG1 domain-containing protein. Bases 1 to 1785 code for a protein of 594 amino acids. The transcript is spliced from 4 exons. The record is from RefSeq and is a predicted model, not a curated record. NCBI's taxonomy places the organism in Eukaryota, Fungi, Ascomycota, Eurotiomycetes, Eurotiales, Aspergillaceae.